AUGUUCGGAAAACGCUCUUCAAAGGAUCGUUCGGGCAAGAUUACCAAACAGCCGAAGAGGUCGUUUCGCGACGACUCCCGACAGAAACAGCGCAUCGUCGACAAGAUGGAGUCCGUCCGUAUGGACAGUCCGAUGAUGGAGCAGGUGUCGCCUAGCCUCACCUCUGCCAUUGUCACGAUUGUCAUCGGUCCGGACCAGCGCCUUUUUGCUGCACACGAAGACGUCCUUUGCCAUUCCCCGUACUUCGCAGAAGCGUUGCGGGGCCAGUUCUUCGAGAGCACAAACCGGCGCAUCGACCUGCCAACGGAGGAACCCGAAGUCUUUUCCUGCAUCCUCGAGUAUCUUUACAAGGGAGACUACUACCCGCGCUUGGUCCACGACAAGCGCCGCCAGACCUGGAUGCUCGAAGGUGCAGUGUCAAGCCCGGACCCAAACAAAGGCGACCGCGUGGCCGCCGUCGAGCCAACCUUCUACCACGCCGGCGUAGGCGACAUCAUUCUCCGUGACACAGCCGUGUACUGCGCUGCUGAUCGGUAUGGCCUCGAAGAGCUCAAGAAGCUCUCCCCUGCGCAAGCAGGGCCUGCAGAGCGGGAUCGAGGUCGGCACCAUCCUGCGUAG
This is a messenger RNA of Didymosphaeria variabile, 618 nucleotides long. RefSeq lists its product as uncharacterized. The transcript has a single exon. The coding region runs from base 1 to 618 and encodes 205 amino acids. Lineage: Eukaryota; Fungi; Ascomycota; Dothideomycetes; Pleosporales; Didymosphaeriaceae. The record is from RefSeq and is a predicted model, not a curated record. Gene Ontology annotation, molecular function: protein binding.